AUAGCAACAAGAAACAUGGAGCGCGCGGACAGUGAUGGCGGCGUGGGCAUUGACGGCGGCGCUCGCGGCUUCGGCUGCUGCUGCUUCGGCUGCGGCUGCUGCGGGGACUCUCCGGGCGGCUCGCGAGCAGCAGCGCGCACCCCCGAGGAGCUCGCGGAGCUGUGCGACGACGACGACGAGGAGGAGGAGGCGGAGAGCGGCGGCGGCGGCGGCCGCGUUGCUGGAGGCGCCGCCGCCGUCGUCGAGAGUCUGGAGCGGCGGGACGCGUGGCCCAGCGCGCUGCAGGCCGAGCACGAGGAGCGUGACGACGAGGCGGGUGACGACGACGACGACGAGGAGGAGGAAGGGGAGGGAGGAGGCGAGGACGAGGGACUGACGAAGGGCAGGACGCGGGGCGGCGGCGGCAGCAGCGGCGGCAGCAGGAGGCGUCGUCGCGUGUGCCGCGCGUGUCUCACGCGGGCCGCCCACGGCCUCUGCUUCCCGCUGCUGGGCGCCGCGGUCGCCGCGGCCGCCCUGCUGCUCGUCUGGCUGCCCGCGCGUCUCGCCUGGGCCCUGCCCCGCGCCGCGCUCGACGGCGCCCUGCGCUGGAGCGAGGAGCGCGGCGCCCUGGCGCUGCUGCUGCUGCUGGGCGCCGCCGUGCGGGGCGCGCUGGCGCUGGGAGCCGCCCUGGCCGGCACCGCCGCCGUCGUCGGCGGCGGCGGCUCCGGGCGGCGGCGGCGGCGGCACGGGGGGUGGGGGGAGGAGGAGGAGGAGGCGUCGUGGCUGCUGAGGGACGGGGUCCGAGAUGCGGUCGCGUGGACGCGCGGGGCCGUGGCGGUCAGAGGGCUCGGAGCGGCGUGCGCGUCUGCCGGGGGCCUCGUGGUGGGCAUCGAAGCCCCCAUGCUGCACGUGGGGACGGCGCUGGGCCUGUGGCUGCCCUCUCUGCUCUGCCCGGCGCUGUCCCGCGCCGGACUCCGCCCGGCGGCCCUCUGCACGGCGCGCGGGCGCCGUUGCCUCGCGGCCGCCGGUUCGGCCGCCGGGAUGGCGCUGGCGUUCGGCGCUCCCCUCGCCGGCGCCGUCUUCGGCCUCCAGAACGCGGGGCCCGGCGCCCUGGCCGACCCGGGCGUCGUCUUCCCCGUCCUGCUCAGCUCCGUCACCGCCUCCCUCGCCUUCUCGGCGCUCUCCUCCGGCGCGCUGGCGCUGUCCGGCGCUGGCGGCUCUCCUCCUGCGUGGCCCGUGGGAAUGCUCGACCUGGCCGGCGAAUCCGGCGGGCGUCCCGCGGGCGGCGCCGACCCCUGGGCGCUGCUGCCGGCGGCGAUGGCGCUGGGCGCGGUGGGCGGAGUCCACGCGGCCGCGCACCGGCGCCUGCGGGCGCGGCUGUCCCGCUACCGCGCGCGCCACGUCUUCGCCAAGCCGCCGUGCGCCGGCGCCCUCGAGGCGCUGCUCGUCUCGCUCGCCGGGAGUUGCGCCGCCUUCCUGGCUGCCGCCGCCCUCGGCUCGUGCCGCGACGACGGCGGCGCCGCCGCCGCGGGCAACGCGACGGCGGCGGGGCCCCGCGACCCGCGCGCCCUCCUGCCGUCGCUGCUCUGCCCCAACGGCACCGCCAACGACCUCGCGCGGCUGCUGCUGUCGGCGCCCGAGACGGCGCUCCGCGGCCUCCUGGGACCCGGCGCGGCGCCGUCGCCGCCCUCGCUGCUAAUGGCGCUGGGCUGCCUCGCGCCCCUCUCGCUCUGGGCCUCGGGGCUGCGGGCGCCCGGCGGCGCCUUCGCGCCGCAGCUGCUGGUGGGCGCCGUCUACGGCCGCCUGGCCGCCGGGCUCCUCCGGCGCUGGCAGCCGCGGCGGUGGCCGCCUCCGCGGCAGGACAAGCUGGCGCUGGCGGGGGCGGCGGCCGCGCUGGGCGGCGUGGCGCGCUGGCCCCUGGUGCUGGCGCUCGCGCUGGUGGAGGCGAGCGGCGCGGACGCCGAGGGCGCGGCGGCCGCGCUGCUGGCGCUGCUGCUGUCGGGCUGGCUGGCCGGCGCGUGGUCGCGGGAGCCGGCGCGCGCCGCCGCGGCGCUGCGGGGCCUCCCGCUGCUCCCCGACGACUCGGCGGAGCCGCUGCCGCCGCCGGCGCCGGGCCAGCGUUGCCAGCGCCUGCUGCUCGUGAGCGACGUGAUGGAGCCCGAGCUGGUGUACGUGUACCCGCACACGCGCGUCCAGUCGCUGGUGAGCGUGCUGCGCGCGCGCCGCCACCACGCCUUCCCCGUCGUCACUGAGGCCGCCGGCGCCUCCCACGGCGGCGCCGGCAACGCGGCGCUGCUGGCCGCGAACGGCGAGUUCCACCGCGCCGCGCUGGCUGUGACGCGCGCGAACGAGUACCGGCGCCGCAGCCGCUCGAUGCGCUCGUACCCGUCGGCCGAGCUGCAGCGGCCGCCGGGCGCCGGGCGAGGCGGCGUGCCGGAGCGGCGCCGGCGCGACGACGACGACGAGGGGGACGAGGAGGAGUCGUCGCCCGCUUGCGAGUACCUCGCCAGCGUCCUGCAGCCGGGGGUGGAGCCGUACCCGAACCUGCAGCCCGCCGGCUGGGCCAGCGGGGACGCCGGCGACCCCGGCCGAGCGGCGGACGCGGGCCUCCCCGGCGACUGGACGCUGGCCCAGCGCCUGCGGCCGCUCACCUACCACGGCAUGGUGUCGCGCUCGCGCCUCGCGGCCCUGCUGGCGCGGGGCGCGUGGUACGAGGAGGGGCGGGCACCGGCGCGGCAGCCGCGCGUGGGAGCGGCGACGCUGGCGGAGGCGGAGCGACGCGGCCUGGACGUGGGCGACCUGGAGCUGGCGCUGCUGGAGCCGCGCGCCGUCGUGGACGUGACGCCGUACGUGGACGCCGGCGCCCCCGCGGUGAACGCCCGCGCCAGCGCCGGCGAGGCCCUGCGCGUCAUGGCGGCGCUGCAGGCACGCCAGCUCGCCGUGGUCAACGCGGCGGGCCACGUGGUGGGCGUGGUGACGCGCCACGAGCUGACGCCCGAGGCGCUGCGGCGCAGUCUGCGGCGCAAGCGCAUGGCGCGCCCGUGAAGCGGGCGGCGCCCCCGCAACCUCUCGACCCCCGCCCCCCUCGCCGUGAGACCAACUUUGAACCCGUCCUUGAGAAGCUGCCGCCCACCCGCCUUGAGACACGUUGAAUAUCGUCGUCAGAAUCUUUAUUUAUGCCGGAGGAAUCCGACGAGCUGUGAAGUUAUUCGGAUGGCCACGUGACCUCGUAUGUCAUCUGUACAGACGUUAUGAUGCCACAUGACGUCCUGUCACGUGCCGUACGUGUGUAUGUUGACCUUUCCACGUACGGGCCGAAUGUGUGCAAAGGUGAGCGGCGCAGAGGUAACGCCGUGCAGGGAGGAGGGAAAGAACCUCCUUGCCUCCAAAUCGAUCCCCAGGGUGGGGGGGGGGUUCUGGAAAGCGAUCGGCGGCGGUUUUGGGACGUUUUUCCAGAAUUUUUACUUGAACAACUGAGUUUGCGGAUCUACAGGGUUGGUGGUCCAGACGUCUCGUGACCCCCCUCCCACCGCCAAUUGAUUGACCCCUCACAUUUUCUCAAAAGUUAUUACGUUUUAGAGAAUGAAAUGCGGGGGGGGGGGGGGGGGUCACAAGACAUCUGGACCAACCCUGUUGCACAUCGGUUGUGGCGACGUGAUGCGUCCGCUACUCCAAAGCUACCUUUUCGGGGUGGGGGGGGUUUUCUUCCCACUCGUUUUCUAUGUAUUUUCUUUUAUUGUUUCAUUCCUGCCAUUUUCGCUUCCCUCUUUGACUAAAGCCAUUUGAAUUCUUCAAUUUUAGCGAACAAAAAAAAUCGAUGGCCGUGUAAACACGCCCUCGAAGUUAUUCCUCGAAUGUAUUUUUUGACUGAUAAAGUUCCCACUUGUUUUUCCACUGCCGGAUGGUAUUCCACCAAAUAACAAAAAAAUUGCGGCACUCAUCCCCCCACCCACCACUCGCAACCUUGAAGCCAAGCAGUGAGAAUGCCAUGGUCACGUGCCUGCCAGGGGCCUGUAGUUUAUCCUGGGGGUGCAAACGAGUGGCUCCAUGUUGUUUUUGGCUACCGCGGACAAAUGAAAAUGAUGAUAAAAUUUUGUAUUGCUGAGCUGUGUAUGGCUCUUUCUCAGAAGCGACCUGGCUAUCACAAAUGAUAGGUCAACGAAGCGGCUUUUAAUGUGGAAAUGUAUAGCAGCCAAAUACUCUAAAUGCAUGUUUCUAAAUGUGGAGGCAAAAAUCGGAGGACCCGGAGAAAAUUCCACGGGGAGAGGGAGAGACACCGCAAACUCGAAACGCACAGCAGCAGGCGUCAUUGUCAGGAUCUAACCCACGACCUCCUGCACACCAGGCGAGGUAGUUAACAUCUCCUAGCCACCGUGGCACAGACUUCGAUGAUGGCGGUGGGAUGUCAACUCUCAACCUUUGGAGUUGCGAGCGGAGCGCUCUGUGCAUCAUCAUCAUCAGUGUUGUGCGGUUUUUCAGAGUUGCGCCCGUUUUGAAACGCUACGAACGCUGAGGGGGACAGAAAAACCGUGCAGGUUCAACGCAACCUGGCGGAACCGCUGACGCCGGACUCUUCUGCGAUGGAGCUGCGAUCGGCUCACGUUUUGGCUGUUGCCAAGCCGGCUCAACGAUGAGGCCGACCGCCGUGACGACGACGACAAAGACGACAACAGCGACAGUAAUAAUACACACUCCAGGGUUCUGUUGGUGUCCGUGACGUCACGAAGGCACCCUCGUCGGAGCGUCCGCUCUCGUCCUCCGCGGAGCCGCGGCCGGAGUGUGGAGAGCGCGGACAAGACUCUACGUUUGCAAUUCAAACGUCGAGCAAUUAAGUUAGCCGAUGCAUGUUUUGUGCCAGGAGUUCUAAUAUAUACACAGGAAGGCACUCCCCAACUUAUGAAUGCCCGCACUUACGAGCGUUCUUCCGUAAGAUAUUUAUUUAUUUAACCGCCCGACUCUUUGCGAACUUGAACUCGCGAACCGAAACCGCGGAAUUAUUUCCGUCGUCGCAUUCUUAUUUAUGGGUUUAACACCCCCCCACCCACCCACCCCGUGAACACAUUUCACAACACUUGGCCGUCCGCGCACGUGAAUACAGUACGUUGUGUUGCGACUUUAACGGAUCGUCUCCACUUGACGAACGGAACUUGUUCCCGUAAGUCGGGGACUGCGCCCUGUGCUGUACAACACAAUGUGAAUAUAUAUCUGUGUGUGCGCGCGCGUAUUUAAAGAAUGUUGCAUUAAGAGGCCGUAGCAAUCGUAGCGACGAACGAGCGUGUGGAGCCCGCUCGCCGCUGCCAUUGAAGCGCGUGACGGGCGAUGAGUGAAGGAGAUUCAACGCCCCCCCCCCCCCCCCCGCCAAGCUCACGCGCACAACCACCAGUCUCUCUGCUCACUCUUGCCCCGCAAUCCCCCCCACCCACCUUCACCACCACCACCACCGCCGCCUGCUUCCUCCCUCUUCACCGUUACUCCCCCAAACUUCCUCGGCUGGACUGUCAACUGUCAUCUCUAAAUCAUCUCUAAAGCCCCCACCCCACAUCCUCUCCUCUCGACCCCAUCCCCACCUCUGUCUCCUUUGCUCGAAACCUUGGGGUCACCUUUGAUUGCCCCUCUCUCCUUCACCAAGCAUAUCUCCACCGUAACCCACGUGCCGCUUUCAUCCCUUCAACAUCCGGAAAAUUCGCCCCCCUCAUCUCAAUCUCCGCUGCCAAAAUACUCUCCCCCUACGCCCUCAUGGCGUCUCCACCACUCCAAUCCCCUUCUUCUUGCUCUUCCUGCCUACGCCUGUGCUCCCCUCCAGCAACUUCAAGACGCUUUGGCCAGGAUUAGUUCUAAUCUCCCACAUCACAUCCCAUCCCUCCGCUCUCCUCGUCUAACUCCACUGGCUUCCCGUCGGCUCGUGCUGUUUAUUCAAACUCCUCGCCCGCGUUUGCCAACGGCCCCGUGGCUCUGCGCCCUCCCCACCUCGCUGCUCUUGUUUCUUGCCAUGUCCCCCUCGGCCCCAGCGGUGACACUUUCUGUGGUCCCUCACUGCUCCUCCCCUCCCUGUGCUCGCUCACGGUGCCGCUCCGUCUCCCUCCUGGCUCCCCUCCAGUGGAAUCAACUCCCUCAGGCAACUUCACGAAACCAUUCUUCGUUCCGUACGACUCCUCGUUUUUCACCAGGGUAUCCCUCGACUACUUCCUGCCAGAGGUGUGGACUCGAGUCAUGUGACUUGGACUCGAGUCAGACUCGAGUCAUGAAUUUGAUGACUUCAGACUCGACUUGGACUUGCAUAACAAUGACUUUGUCCCACCUCUGAGGUGUGGACUCGAGUCAUGUGACUUGGACUCGAGUCAGACUCGAGUCAUGAAUUUGAUGACUUCAGACUCGACUUGGACUUGCAUAACAAUGACUUUGUCCCACCUCUGCUUCCUGCCCUCACCCCUCGCCACCCUCCUUCCCUCUCCUAACCCCCCUCACCCCUUUCCCGGUCAUCACCCUCCCUUGCCACCCCUCCCCAACACUCAAACUCCAUGUCAGGCGCUUUGUCUAAAGCGCCGUAUUAACUCCUAGAUGGGAAAUGAUGUCACACACCCAGAGCGUCGACUGAGUUUUUGUAUUAUUCGCUUGCUAGUUACUGAGCUCAUUGGGGAGUUAGGAUACCUCAUAAGAUGGACAAUUGGCUAAACUAACGUUGAUGUUCAUUACCCCCCCCCCCCCUGCGUCUGCGUUUAUUCCUGGGAACAUUGAUUAAGGGGGGGGGGGUGUUACUGUGCUCGGUUGAAACAGAAUUCAACAAGGGGGGGGGGGUCGGAGUAGCCAAGCGCACGUUGAGAAUGACCACUGCCCGAGUGACGAGGCCUACCAAGUGCUCGCGUGAUAUCUGUGGGAGAGAAGUCGGUACGGUUUUUUCAGCGUGUGAAUUCUUCAGCCAGGGAUUUUUACUUUCCGUCAGCCGUAACGGGAAUUCUUCGUCUCCAGAGAUCUCUCUCUUUCUCUCCCCCAGAGAUAUCGAUCUCUCUCUCUCUCCCAGAGAUAUUGAUCUCUCGCUCUCUCUCCCCCAUUUGCCAUAUCCACACGUGGGGUCUAGAGUCUGCGUGUGGGCCACCGGCGAUCUGCCGUAGCGUUCGCGGCGCGGCGUGGAUGAUGAACCCACCACGCGCUGGUGACAUCGAGCGCCGGGUGCUCCACUCGCGGUGGUUGUGUCCAAGGCGACCCUCACCUCGUCCCGAGACGUCUCGGUCGGCGCGGGGGCGAUCGCGGCUGCGGGAUGCGCGGAGUCAAUGUCUGUGCGGUCGCGGCCUGCGGUUUUAUUUAUUGACAUUCGAUGUUGUUACGUUGUCCGCUGUGAACUGUGAAGUUUGUCCCCCCUUAACUGUGAA
Lethenteron reissneri (Far Eastern brook lamprey) is the source of this 7346-nucleotide messenger RNA. RefSeq names its product H(+)/Cl(-) exchange transporter 6-like. Gene Ontology annotation, biological process: chloride transport; transmembrane transport. Gene Ontology annotation, molecular function: chloride transmembrane transporter activity. Gene Ontology annotation, cellular component: intracellular membrane-bounded organelle; lysosomal membrane. Lineage: Eukaryota; Metazoa; Chordata; Hyperoartia; Petromyzontiformes; Petromyzontidae. The record is from RefSeq and is a predicted model, not a curated record.